Cuscuta europaea is the source of this 1533-nucleotide messenger RNA. NCBI's taxonomy places the organism in Eukaryota, Viridiplantae, Streptophyta, Magnoliopsida, Solanales, Convolvulaceae. The record is from the annotation of a GenBank genome assembly.
CUGUCACUUUUCUUUAUAAAUCGUCAACCGCUAAUAGCAAAACCCCAAAGGUACAAAACCCUAGCAGCGGCUGACAAGCUAUCCGUAUCUUACGGCGGUAACAGGCGCUUGCCACCGGAGAAUAUGUAUUGUAAUACCUCAACGCCGUCAUCUGCUCCGGCCACUCUUCUGAGGGUUACAGAGAUCGAAGGGAAAGGCAGGUCAUUUGUAGCUUCGGCGCCGUUAAGAGCCGGCGAGAUCAUCCUCAGAGACUCCCCUCUCCUUCUCUACUCUGCUUAUCCUUUCUUCCCGACCUCAGAACCGCCACACGUCUGGAGCAAAAACCUAUACUGCUCCAACUGCUUCAGAUUGAUCACCUCUCUGCCGCCGCCAUCAUCUUGUUCGUUUUGCUCCGACGCCUUCUGUAGUUCCGGCUGCCAAUCCAUCGCCGGGUCUACUUCCCACACCCCUUGGAUCUGCCAGUCUCUGCGACGCCUCCGGGACGGCUCGUCUUCUCCGCUACUAGCCCAAAGCUACGUCCGGCAAGUCAUAUCUCGCUUUCUCCUGGCCGCUUAUAACCUUGCCGUAGUCUCUCCUUCAAAUUUCCGAAUUCUUCUAUCUCUUCAAGGAAGCCCGUCCUCAAUUUCUGAGGACGAUGCGAAUUUCCUUCAUUCUCUGAUUACUUCACUCUCCCCAACUCCGGCCCCGGAAUUUGGAUUCUCUAGGGAGCUGACCGCCGCACUAAUGGCGAGAGACGGUGUCAAUGGUUUUGGAUUGAUGGAGCCCUUCCAUCCUGAAAAGGAAAGAUCUGUGAGGGCGUAUGGUAUAUAUCCUAGAGCCUCCUUAUUCAAUCAUGAUUGCCUUCCGAAUGCUUGCAGGUUCGAUUAUGUGGACGCUGAUUCCAACCCCUACACCAACACUGACGUCGUAAUUCGGGUUCUUCAUGAUGUUACGGAGGGGCGCGAAGUCUGCUUGAGUUACUUUCCUGUAAACUUGAAGUAUUCCGAGAGGCAGAGACGGUUGAGGGACGACUAUGGUUUCACAUGCCAUUGUGAUCGCUGUAAUGUGGAGUCUAAUUGGAAAGACGAAGAAGAAGAAGUAGAAGUUAUGUCUGGAAAUGGGAGUGGAAUGAGCGAAGGUGAGGAAGCCAUGGAUGGGGAAGGUAUGGAUGAGGAAGAAAUGGAGGAUGAGGAUGAUGUGGAUUUUCCUCAUGCUUAUUUUUUCAUUAGAUUCAUGUGUAACAGAGAUAAUUGUGGGGGUACAUUGGCUCCUCUGCCCCCUUCAAGUUCAUCUCCAGAAUCCACAUUAAUGGAGUGCAAUGUUUGUGGAAAUGUGAGCAAGGUUGAAGACUAGAGGAUUUCAUUGGGAACCCUAAUGAAACUUGGCUACUAUUUGUACUUUUCUUUUUCUUCCUUAUUUGUUGUUGUGAUUGUCUGUACCAGUAGAAUAGGUCGAUUGUUUUUUAUAAAGUGCAUUUUUUGAUGAGUUCAUUUUUGAUAAAACUGUGCAAUUUCAUUCUUUUUGAACUACAAAGUAAUACAAGUUGUGCCAUUU